UAUCUUUGCUGCGUAGCCAUAUCCUAAGCACACCCACCCGAUUCCUAAAUCAAAGGAAAAAGAAUGAAAAUGGAAAGAAAAGGGGGACCGAGCCAGAAGAACGAAGCAGAGAGGGAAAGGGGGGACUGAGUCGCGGCGGAGGAGAGGAGGAGGGAGCUCGCCGUCGCACCGCCACGUCGCCACCGCCGAAGCUUCCUGUGACGCCUGUCAAACCAUCACCGCCACUGUGCCAUGGAGAAGAGAGAGUGACGCGAAGGAGGGAGAUGAGGCCCCAUUGCCGUCGCGCUCUGCCGCACGCGAGGAGCGCCGCCGUUGAAGCCGUGCCUUUCAUCUCUGCCCAGUCGCGACUCUGCCAUCCUGAGCCACCGUGGGUCCAUUGUCGCCGAGCUCAACGGAGGAAGGGAGAACGACAUUGGGUUUGAGAGAGAGACAGAGGUGGUAUGGCACAAGGGAGGGGGCGAGCCAUCCGCGUUGCUGUUCGCGCCACUGCUACUGAGCUGCCACCGCCGUUCCGACGUCACCGUCAAAGGGGUUCUUCCAGGAGAGAGGAGACCGGCGUGCGUGAAGAAGGGGAGAGGUCCGAGGCUGAGAUGGUUCCCGUCACUUCCGUCUGCCUCUGUCACUACCGACCUGCUGCUCCGCGGUGCUUGGCUGGCGCUUCUAAUACUGUCACCGGAGUUCUGAGGCCACCGGAACCACUGCCGGAGCUUCUGGCUACUUUUGUCGUCGCCGGAAAAUCCUGUCGUCGUCGUGAUUGGAAUUCGUCACCGCUGCCGCUUGAGGUGGCUGCCGGGCUACCGCCGAGCCAGUUUGGAGAUUGCCGCUGUGUCGGUUCAGCCGUUCCUCCUUCGGUUCGUUGUUGAAUGUUGUGAUUAGAGUUGUUGAGAUUGUGGAGGAAGCAAGUGGAGCCGAGUUGUUGGUUGCCGUCAUUUCGGAUUGAGGCGGAAAGGACUCCGUGAGACGUUUGGGUUAUAGAUUUGCGUUUUGAGGUAGGGGCGCUUUCCGAAAACUAUAUUUUAUAUUGGAAUUAUUACAUAUGGAUACUGAUGUGAGAAAAUGUGUAUUUGGUGAUUGUAUCGGGCUUAUGUAUUAUUUGAUUGUCUCAAAAGAUUAUGAAUAUUUGUUUGGCUGAAUUUGUUGUGCGACUUUGUGAAAUAGAAUGUUUGAAGUUGAUUCUUUAAAGAUUUGAAAUUUGAGUUAAUCCAUUGGGGAUUGAUUUAAGCUGAGUUGACUCUCUUGAUAAUGUGAAAGAUAGAAUACUCUUUGAAAUUCAGCCGUUUUGCUUUAAUUGAUUUGGUUUUGAUAAAUGAUUUGUUACCGAAUCGUUUUUUUAAAGCUUUGGAAAUGAGUUAAAUAUGUUGAUAUUGAUUUGAUUUUGAAAUGGUUUCAUUGAGAUAUGAAAAUGAGAUGAUUGUUGGAUUUAGCUUGCUUUUGAAUUGAUUUUUGGUUUUGAGCUGUUGAAAAGGAUUGUGGAACGGUUUAGAGGGGACCCGAACCGGGUGGUAAAGUCCAAGUUUUAGGAGAGAUGUUGUCGAAAUUUCUAUAAAAUCCGAGUCUUUAUUUGAAAUGUUAUAUGGGAAAAUUAUGAGUUUAAUGUCUUUCCUAUUUACCUGGAGGAUUGUGAAUUCAGGGCUUCUUUUAUUAUUUUUACUUAGAACAUUAUGAAAGCGAUGAAGCUACGCUUUGAAAGAAUUAUUGAAAAGAGAAUUAUGAUUCUCCUUAUUUUCCAAGAUAAAAAUAGUAUGUCUUUGGGUGCAAGUCAUUCGAAAGAGAAUUUUGCUUGAGGCUAUUUUAAAAGGUAAAAUGGGUUUAUGUUUUUCUCUAUUAAACAUAAAGAUUGCCCCUUAGAAGAGUUUUCGUGAUUUUAAAAGAAUUUGGAUUUCGAUUGGUGAACCUUAUUAUUCUGACGUUUUAACUAAGCUUCAGAGUAUCUUUUGAACUCUAGUUUAACACAACAAAAAUGAUUCUCUUAGUAGUUUGAAAUGCUUCAGAUUUAAUCGUGGAAUAGAAGCCGGUUUUAUUUAAGUAAAGGAAAUGGCUUUGAAAGGAGUAAUUGAUUACAUGACUCGGUUUGGCUUAGAUCUUAUUUUGUUUCUCAAAUCAAAAAGCCAAAGAUUUAAUGAUUUUAAAUGAAUUUGACAAAAUGGGUUAUGUUACUCUCCCCUAAAGACUUGGGACUCUACCGAAGAAUUUUUGUUAUAAAAUCCCGUUAUUGGAUGGAUGAUUUUGAAUGUUUUAAAAUAAAUCCUUAACUUGCCAUGGUUUUAGAAGUUUUGGAAAGAGGAUGCCGAGAGUGACUUUAUUUUAAAAAGGGGAACUCACUUUGAGUAAAUUUGGCUUAUGAGCCUGAGAUGAUUUGAGAAAUGAGAUCUUUAAAGCCAAAGCUGAAAAGAGUUGAAAUUUGAUUUCAAAGUGAAAUGAGUUAAGAAGAAGUGAUUUAUGGCUUAAAUGCCGAUUUGAUGAAUUUGAUGAUGUUGACUAGUGCAAGUGCUAUUUUGUUAUGAGCCGGAAUGGCUGUGUAUGAUAUUGAUUUAUGGCUGAUUGCCAAAUGAGUUAUGAGCCGUAUGACUGACUAUGAAUUAUGAAUUUAAGCCGGAUGGUUGAGAUGGAUAUUGAUCCAUGGCUAAGAAGGAAUGCAUGUAUGCUACUGAAUGAAUUGUGAAUUUAAGCCGGAUGGCUGAGAUGAAUGUUGUAUGUGAGUAUGUUUGUGUUUUCUCUCUGGUUGUAAGGGUGACAGGGCACCGAUACUCUCUAAUGGCGACAGGGUGCAGAUACCCUCUAAUGGUGACAGAGCGCAUAUACCCUCUAAUGGUGACAGGGCACAUAUUUCCUCUAAUGAUAUUAACGCGCAACAGAGAGACUGUGCCCGGGUUAGCUACCGGACACGUCGAGUUGGCUUGAUAACCGACAGAUGAUAUUAUCAGCCACUAGAAACAGGAAUGCAUCAUAUGCAUCUAUGUGACAUUGUUUGGGUAUGCAUAUUGUACUUGGUUUGCCUAUGUGAUUAACUGCUAAUUGUUCUACUUGCUGUAACUGUUUGUUUGUGUUUGAACCUUCCUACUUGUGUUUGCGACUGAAACUCUGUUGGAUUGUUUGGACCUAGGGCCGUCGUUGAAAUGAGAUGGACCGAUGGUUAGUUUCGGUUGUGUUUCUGGUUUGGAGAAAUAUGAAAGGCUAUUUUGGUUCAGCAUAGAUAAAUCUUUUUGAAAAGCUUUUGAGUUUUAAGAACUGAACAGUUCCUCUUUUAGAAAAGAUUUCCAACUUUACUUUUAUUGUAAACCGUUGUUUUUGAAAAGAGGCAUAAGACGGUUAUUAAUCACUGGUACGGUUUAUCUUCAUGUAUCCUAUUACAGUAAUUCCCAAAACUCCUCUACUGAGAACCCUUUAGAGGAUGAUGUUCUC
Messenger RNA from Arachis duranensis, 3402 nucleotides. RefSeq lists its product as uncharacterized. The record is from RefSeq and is a predicted model, not a curated record. Bases 441 to 863 code for a protein of 140 amino acids. The transcript is spliced from 3 exons. Lineage: Eukaryota; Viridiplantae; Streptophyta; Magnoliopsida; Fabales; Fabaceae.